AUGAAUCUAUUGCGUAUGUUACCUACAUUAUAUUCUCAAAAACAUGAUGAUCCUUGUGAAAUUUGUUUCGAUCAGAUGCCUACUGAUAUUACAUUAAUUACUUGUAGACAUCGACAAAAAUUUUGUGAGACAUGUAUACAAUCAUGGUUGAAAUUAGGAAAAUUUACUUGCCCUAAAUGUCGCACACUUUGGCCAGUAAUAGAUUAUUUGGAACAAACAAAUCAAAGUAUAAUAAAUACUGCUAAUAUAUUACUGAAACUGGAAUAUCAUCCAACAUUAUUUAAUGGAAACGUUCCUUUUUCAACACCAUUAACAGCUGGCUAUUUAAUGAAUAGAGCUGUGAUGUGUUGUUCAAUUGGAUUACUCAUUUGUUUAAUAAUAUAUCCAACUAUGAUGUAG
This is a messenger RNA of Rotaria sordida, 399 nucleotides long. Lineage: Eukaryota; Metazoa; Rotifera; Eurotatoria; Philodinida; Philodinidae. The record is from the annotation of a GenBank genome assembly.